GUGUGCGCGCGCACACGGUGUGGCGCGCGCGGGCCGAGAGGACUGGAGCCCAUGGAGCCCCCAUCGUUUUCCACCACUGGCCCUCAAAUCCUCAGGGCGGCCCCCGGCAGCGACGCUAGCCUCGUCGUCCCACUGCCCUCCGGUUCACCACCUUUUGAAUUUGAAUGGAGUCGAGCGGGAGCGAAAUUAGACGACCGCUUUUCCAAAUCGGACGACGCGGGCGGCGUCCGUCUGACCAUCACCGCUGCACGGACCGGGGACAGCGGUGUUUACACCCUGCAAGCUAGCAAUGCUGCCGGUAAGGACACGACCCGGGUACGACUGGAAGUUUCCCCGGACGAAAUGCCGACUGGCGAAGACCCGCCAACUUUUCUACGACGUCUGCAGGACCUUACGGUGAAGGUCGGCACGCGGACAAGGUUUCUCGUCGAAAUCGUCAGUUCUACCGAAUGCAGGGUGACAUGGUAUCGUAACGAACGCCGAUUGUUAGAAGCGGAACGGAUCGCUUUGGUACGUGAUGGUAACUUCUGGUGCGCCGACAUCUCUGCUGUGAGCGUGGACGAUGCCGGCAGAUGGACGUGCACGGCGGAAAACGUUGGGGGCCGGGCCAGCUGCUCGGCACAUCUUAAUGUUUUAGUUCCAAAAGCCUACAAGAGGCCAGAAUUUGUAGAAGAACUUCGAGCAUUACUUACAGAACAAGGUACAGUGUCGCUCGAAUGCAAGGUGGUGGGGGUUCCGACACCGGUGCUUCGCUGGUUUAAGGAUAGUCGUGAAAUCAAAGCGGGGGAUGUUUUCGCUUUGACUGCUAAUGCUGAAGAUCCAACCUCACUUGGUACUUAUACGUGUGAAGCUGUAAACUGUAUGGGCAGGGCUUAUUCGUCAUCAAAAGUUCACGUAGUCGGUCGUGCCAGCAGGGAAGGUUCCUCGCGACCAAGCUCGGGAGGAAUUACACCAGAACCGCCUCCUAUAUUUACCAAAGAACUAGAGGACCACUUCAUAAGAAUCUGUGAGCCUCUAACUUUAAGUUGUAACAUCGUGGUACCGCCGUGGCCUCGCAAUGUCGUCUGGUACAAUAAAGAAGGAAAAAUCGACCCUAGUGAGAGAUAUCGUGUUCUUGAAGAUGGCGUUGGGGGUUAUUUGUUAGAAGUACCAAUUGCCGAGUGGCCAGACGAGGGCGAAUGGAAAUGCGUAGUGACGAGUACAGGCGGUCGAGUCGGCAUUUCUACGUGUUAUAUAUCCAUGGAUGUACCAAAGAACUAUCGUAAACCACGUUUUAUGGAAAAUCUACAAGCUGUUUUAACAGAAGAAGGUCUCGUGUCUUUUGAAUGUAAAGUCGUUGGAUUCCCUACGCCAGUACUAAGUUGGUUUAAAGAUGGACAAGAAUUAAAACCUGGUGAUGUAUAUCAGCUUACUGGCACGAACUCGUUGGGUUCCUAUUGCUGUAUCGCGAGAAAUUGCAUGGGCCAAGCUAGUAGUUCUGCAGAACUGACUGUAGAAGAUAUACAGAAUCAGUUAAAUGAAGAUGAAAAAUUGCAAUUAUUUUCGAAAAAUCAAGCUCCUAAAUUUUUGCAAGGCUUAAAAAGUAUUGAAGCUAAAAUUGAUGAACCAUUCCGUUUUACUAUUAAAAUUGCCAUUCCGCCUGAACCUACAGUAUCGUGGUAUCGAGAUGAUCAACCAGUUGAUGAAUCUUUGCGUUGUCAUCAUGGAAAGGAAGAGCGUGGUGUAUUCUUUUUAGACAUUCAGAAUCUUGAGUUUAUGGACCAGGCCGAAUGGAAAUGUGUUGCUAUGAAUAAUUAUGGACAUAGUGUAACGUCAUGUUUCCUUAAAUUAAUAAUACCACGACAUUAUAAAAAGCCUCGAUUCCUAGAAAAUCUUCAAGCCAUAUUAUCUGACGAAGGAGCUGUUAAUUUAGAGUGCAAAGUGAUCGGUGUUCCGCAGCCAGUUUUGAAAUGGUAUAAGGAUGGGGAAGAACUAAAGCCGGGUGAUAUACAUAGAAUUAUCUCCGGCCAAGAUGGUACUUGUUGCCUCGGUACGUAUACAUGUGAAGCGCAGAAUUGUAUGGGUAUCGCAGCUAGCUCAGCAUCUUUACUCGGCUUUGAGGAUUCAAUGAAAGCAAAAAGUAAAAAGAAAGCCGAUGAACAAGCUUUACAAAGAAAUUUAUCACUAAGUACAAUUCAUGAAGAGCGAACAUCCCAAAUGUACGAUACGCCAGUUGGUGAUAUAACUUUAGAUGAAAAAGGUGAGAUAUCAUUUUCUUUUGAUGGGAAAGAAGUAUCUGUUUCAUUAUACGAAACGCCGGAUUUAACAGAAGAGGAAGCAUUACAAAUAGUGGAAAUGUAUGCAGACCAAUUAUCAGAAAAUGUAACCGAACAUAAUGUAGUUGAGCUUCCUCCUUUACGGUUUGUUAAAGAAACUUCCACGUCAGGUAAUUUGUUAAUGGAAGCUAUAAUUAUUGAUGUUUCACCUGAGUAUUUUACAUCUCCCGAAGAAGAUCUCAGAACUGAAGCUGAUAUUGAGGAUAUCUCAAUUGCGGAUGAAAAUGGUCCUCCGCAACUUUCACUAGAUCAGGAAGUGGAAGGUGAAGAUUAUUUGGAAAAAACAAUAGCAUUGUUAUCAGAUGAAAUUGCAGACUUUCCUAAAAAAGUUAAUAGAAAAAAGUCAGAUUCGCAGAGAAGUGCCGACGACUACUUUAGUUUAUCGCGAGAUCAAUCUCUUUCAGAAGAAAAAAAAGACGAUGAUACUCAAAUAUUAUCUGAAAGCGAUCUUCAAAGUUACGCAAGUGCGCGAAGUUCUGGAAAACCAAAAUCAAAAUCUUCCAAGCCUUCUAUUGAAGACGGCCAGGAAUCUUCUGAUAUUACAAAAACAGUUUUACUUAAAGAAGAUUUACAAAACAAGGCGAUUGAAACAGAAGCUUCAACAACUACACCUAAAACACAAAGGCGUAGGAGUCGAAGCUCCCGAAGAUCUAGUUCAGGUAGUGAAAAAUCUUUAAACAAAAUGAAAGAUAUUGAAAUAAAAACCGAACCAGAAAAUCUUUCGACUAAUUUAGACAUUAACAAGGAAAUCAUAAAAACAGUUAUGAACGAUACUAGUUUAUCUCUAACAGAGGUAAUGAAUGAGAUACAAAUCCUUGAACGUGAUAUUAUAUUAAAAUCUGAGUUCAUGUCUACUACAGCUACUGCGUCAAACAGCUUAGAAAUAAUUAACAGCUUGAUAACCCCUUUGUCGGAAAUACAUAGUAUAACAGACGCUAUAAGAGAGACAGUUAGUGAAUCUUCCAAAAACAUCACACCAUUAUUGAAUACACUUCCUCAAUCACUAAAAAUUCUUCAAGAUUCACUUACAAUAAUUAGUAAGUGUAUUGACGUAGAAAGUGAUAACAAGACUCUUGUUAAGAAAACAUGUAUGUCUAUUAUUCGAAAUUGUGGUAACCAGUUACAUAAUAUAAUAAGAAACUUGAACGAUACUAUUUGUAAUGAAUCCUUAUUUGUUGAAAAGAUGCAGAUGACAAACAUUGAAACUGUAACUACUGACUUGAUAAAUAUUAUAAAUUACAACAUAGAUAUUCUCAAAAGUGAAGAAAAUAAAAAAUCAGAAAAAGGUUCUAAUGUUCAGGAGGCAACUUUAGAAUCAAAACAUUUACAUGCUACACAGAAAGCUAUACAUGAGCUCAGAGGGUCACUAAGGUCUCUAUUAUUUAUAAUAGAUGAGGUAGAUAAUUGUAACGAAACAAAUUAUGUUAAUAUCAAAAAGAGUGAAAUUAUACUAAAUGACAUGUCAACCCCAAUCCAAGACUUACAAACAGCUCUAGAACAGAUAGAAAUUCUUUCAGUAACCGAGUCAAACUCUGAUUUACAAAAAUAUAAUACAGAAAUUAUAGAGAAAGCUAUGGAAUCUGUUUUAAAAUUAAGAACAUCAUUUGAACAACUAUCUGGAGAGGAAAGCACUAUUGAAAACAAGGAUGGAUUAAAUGAAGUUUUGAAUGAAAUAAAAAUAAAUAUAAGGGAAAUAUCAAUACAAUUAGAAGAACUUGAAACAAAAACAGGUAAAUUUGACAUUUUAAGUAGUGAUAAUAAAUUAGAAACACUUCAAAAAAUUGCUCAAAUUUUGAUUAAUUUGGAGAAUAAUUUACCAAUACUUGAAAGUGCUUCUAGUGUAAAAGGCCACAUGACGGAGUUUCAUAAAAAUUUAACGAAAGUUCUGGAAAACGUAAUUGAAAGCAAUGAUGCAAACAAAUAUUUCACUUUAUUGGAAAUUUGCGAUGCUGUCAACAGGAUGAAUACAUCAAUCAAAAGUAUAGAAACAAACAAUGUGCUGUCUAUGGCUAGUAUUGGCAAUACACUUAAAAUAAUUUACACGAACGUUUCCAAUAAUGUGUUUGAACAAGAGUUAAACUUUUCGAUGCUCGAAAAUAUCAGCAACCUGCUAGUGUGUAUUCAAGAAACUAUUAAUAAAGCAGAAGAAUUAAGAAUAAACGAAAAUUUAGAAGAAAUAAAAGAUUUAUCAUUAGAGAAAUAUGAAGAAAACAAAGUCAACGUUGUGCUUGAAAAUAUAGAACAAACUAUUAUUGCUAUCAGUAAUGUGAUAUCUCAUGAAUCAUCAACUUCAAAAGACUUCUCUUUGAAAAAGGCAAUGGAAAAUAUUUGUCCUAUUUUAGUAGACCUUAAAUAUUGCAUUGCUUCUUCAAACGUGAAAGCUCCUGAGAAAUAUGAAAAAAUAUCUGAAUUUGAAAGUUUAUCUUUGUCACAGUCUAUUGCUAAUCCGCUCAUCGACUUACAUCAAAAUAUAAGUGUUCUUAAUCAAGUCAUAUGUGAAAACGCUGACAGACAAGAAUUUAGUCUAUUAGUGGAAGACUAUGCUAAGCCACUUUUAGAUUUACGUGAUACUUUAGAAAUUUUACAACAUGAUGUUAUUUCACAAUAUCUUGAUAAUGAACCAAAUCCUGAAUUAAAUACUAGUAUAGCAAAUGUCGUAGAAAGUCUUAAAAGUUGUAUAGUCAUGAUUCAAGAGCAACAUGUUAUAGAAGCUGCUGACGACAUGUCAACAUUAGAAGACAUAUCUGGUAUAAAAACUACUGCAGAUGUAUUACCCAGCGAUGAGUUUACAAUGGUAACUGUAAAUGAAAUGGAAAAUGUGCAAUUUGGUGAAGAAACUAUACCAUCAGGCUCUGGCCAAGCCUUACAAAUAUUGAAGGAAACUAUAAAUACGUUGCAAGACUCGGAACUAUUAAAUAUUAUAGAUUCCAUUGAGAUUCCUGAAUAUUCUUCUAUAAAGUCAAUCAAUAUUGGAUUAGAAGAAAUAAGCGCUCAAAUUGAAAGUAUUUUACAUCCCAUUACUAUUGAGUCAUGUCAAGAACUGUCACGAUUUUCACAGUUGGUAGAAAUAAUUCAACCACUGCAAGAAAUAAGACAGCAUUUAUCAGUUAUUGACAUAGAUAACAUUCCAGUAUAUGAAAAUAAAGCAGAUUCAACUCCUGAAAAAAUGAGCCUUAUAAAGGAAAACAUACAAAACUUUAAAAAUAAUCUAAAUGACUGCUUGGAUGUUUUACAGCCCGCUAUUGAAAUUACUGAUACUGCUAUAGAAAUAUCUACUAAAAUAAGUACUUUACGGGACAUAUGUAAUGAAGUAAAUAGUACACUUGACAAAUUAGAAGAAAGUAUCACAUCAAAUAAAGGAAUAAGUACAGUGAAUAACCGAUUAAAGGAAACGGUUAAUCUCUUUGUAAAAACGAUCAAUUCUUCCGAUAAUACGGAACAAGUGAAACAUGCAAUAGAAAAUCUUUAUGAAGCUGUAAUUUUAAUAAAAGAAGACUUGACGCAGUUUGUGUAUUAUAAUCCCGAAUCAUUAUCAAUAGAGAAUACGUUUAUACAACUUAUUAAUGAUAUGGAAAAUAGUAUUAUUUCCUUAGAACAAUAUAAUUUUGUCAAUUUAACUAAAUUAUAUAGUUUGAAAAAGAAGGUGAUUGAAAUUAAAGAGACAGAUAAACUAUAUAAUGUAAAUCAGAAUUUAGCUGAAUUGAUAGCACCUCUAGACUUGAUAUACAAAAAAAUGUUAUUAGAUUCAAAAGCAGAAAAGGAGGCCAAAGAGAUAGAUUCAACACUAUUCGAAAUGCAAUUAAGUUAUAUCAAUGAAAAUAUUAAAAACGUUGAACAGUUUCUUAACCUUGAAAAUAUAUCUAUUAACAGGGAUGAUAUAAGCGUGGUUAUAAAACUUAAUGAAACAGUUAAUUGUAUUUUAAAUUAUAUGAAAAAUACGCAAAUGUCUGAAUGCUUUAAACCAAUAAUGCAACCCAUUGAAACUUUGGGAAAGAUACUCCAUCGUAUUUUAUCUCCAGAAAAAGUUGAAGACAAACAUAGAUCACUUAAAGAAAAGGCAGAAACCCUAUUACAACACAUGGAACAUUAUAUUGAAAUUAUAGAAAUUGUCGAAGAAGUAUCUGCUGUGAUAAAGAUAGAAGAUUUGAAAGAAUCAGCAAAUAUUGUAAGAGAAUUACAACAAAGUAUAGUAACUUCAAUUCCAUCUUCUGAAGUUACAACUGAAAGUUCUUCAAAUAACAAAGUUAAGGAAGAACAAGCAGAAAUAGCUCAAAGAUUACAUAAAGCUUUGAUGAUGUUGCAAACACAGGCUUUGGAAAGCACACAAGAGCUCGCAACAACUGCCAAUGAAGAUAUACGUCAGCAAAUUAUUGAAGUCAUAUCAGAUUUACAAAAUGACUUCAUUGCUUUAAAGGGUACAAAUUUAACUAUAGAAGAAAGUUUAAAAACUGCUGGUCCUGAAAUUAUUCAAGAAAAAACAGAAGAAUAUUCUUUAGAUGCACAGACUACUCAAGUCAUUCUUGAAUCUGAACAACGAAAUCUUUUGGAUGAAUCAGAAAAUACUGCAAAACCUGAAAUGAUUCAAGAAAAAACAGAAGUAUAUUCUCAAGAUACACAGACCACUCAAACUAUUCUUGAAUCUGAACAACGAAAUCUUUUGGAUGAAUUCGAAACAACUGCAAGUCCUGAAAUGAUUCAAGAAAAAACAGAAGAGUAUUCUCUAGAUGCACAGGCUGCUCAAGUUAUUCUUGAAUCCGGACAACGAAAUCUUUUGGAUGAAUCAGAAACAACUGCAAAACCUGAAAUGAUUCAAGAAAAAUCAGAAGUAUAUUCUCAAGAUGCACAGACCACUCAAGUUAUUCUUGAAUCUGAACAACGAAAUCUUUUAGAUGAAUCAGAAACAACUGCAAGUUCUGAAAUGAUUCAAGAAAAAACAGAAGAGUAUUCUCUAGAUGCACAGGCUGCUCAAGUUAUUCUUGCAUCCGAACAACGAAAUGAUUUGGAUGAAUCAGAAACAUCUGGAGGUCCUAAAAUAAGUCAAGAAAAAACAGAAGUAUCUUUUCAAGAUGGACACACCACACAAGUUAUUCUUGAAUCCGGACAACGAAAUCUUAUGGAUGAAUCAGAAACAACUGCAAAACCUGAAAUGAUUCAAGAAAAAACAGAAGUAUAUUCUCAAGAUGCACAGACCACUCAAGUUAUUCUUGAAUCUGAACAACGAAAUCUUUUAGAUGAAUCAGAAACAACUGCAAGUUCUGAAAUGAUUCAAGAAAAAACAGAAGAGUAUUCUCUAGAUGCACAGGCUGCUCAAGUUAUUCUUGCAUCCGAACAACGAAAUGAUUUGGAUGAAUCAGAAACAACUGCAGGUCUUGAAAUUAUUCAAGAAAAAACAGAAGAAUAUUCUCUAGAUGUACAAUCUGCUCAAGUUUUUCUUGAAUCCGAACAACGAAAUCUUUUGGAUGAAUCAGAAAAAACUGCAAAAUCUGAAAUGAUUCAAGAAAAAACAGAAGUAUAUUCUCAAGAUGCACAGACCAAUCAAAUUAUUCUUGAAUUUGAACAACAGAAUCUUUUGGAUGAAUCAGAAACAACUGCAAGUCCUGAAAUGAUUCAAGAAAAAACAGAAGAGUAUUCUCUAGAUGCACAAGCUGCUCAUGUUAUUCUUGAAUCCGAACAGCGAAAUGAUUUGAAUGAAUCAGAAACAAGUGCAGGUCCUGAAAUAAGACAAGAAAAAACAGAAGUAUCUUCUCAUGAUGGACACACCACACAAGCUAUUCUUGAAUCCGACCAACGAAAUCUUUUGGAUGAAUCAGAAAAUACCAAAGAUAUUGUGUCGAAGACUGAACAACCAAUCCAACAUUUAGAAUCCAAUGAUCAAUACCAACAUGAUAAAAAUGCGGAAAUAUUAACUCAGUCUAAUAUUCAGGUUAACGAAGAGGAAAAAAAAUUGUCAAACGAUGAAAAGUCUUUGAUUAAUGUCUCAGAACUUAAAAAGCCAUCUUCCAAAUUUGAAAAUCUAGCUACUAUAAAAGAUAUACUAAUAGAAAAUAUAAAAGAAUACAUUUCCGAUGAAACAAUGGUAGUUCUUUCUAAAUUAUCUCACCCAUUACAUUGUGAACAUCUUAAGAAAACCAUUGAAAUAGCCACCCAGCUAUGGAACAAAACUGUAAGCGAAAGUUCUUCUCCUGAACAUACUGAAUUAUCAAGUUUUACAACGGAACAAAUUGAACUAGUAUUAAGUUUAAAUGAAGCUAUAUUAAUUAUGUAUGAGACAACCAUUGAAGAGAGCCAAGAAUUAGAAAUUAAAGUUGGUAAAGAUGCAUUAAAUGUCUUUAAAGAUGUUGUUAAUAAUUUACGCUGCACACUUCAGGAAAUUAUAAGUAAUAUGAACACAUUAACAUAUUUUGCUGAAGUCAGUGAAUUACAACCAGAAAAAACAAAUAAAGAUCCAGUCGAAAAUAUCCAGCCUAUUCCUUCCGUAUCACAUACAACGCCUCGUUCUAAUGAAAUUGAAAAAAUAAAUGAAGUGAAAUGUAAUAUUACGGAUACAUCAUCAAUAGAAGUUGUGGGUAGUGUAGAAAAUAAUAAUAACAUUUUGAAAGGCGGAGAUGUAUCUGACGUAAAAAUGACAAUAAGUGCAACUGAUUUACAUACAGCAAAAAAAGAAGAUAUUAUUUAUAAAAUGACAACAGAUACAAAAAAUAGUAAAGAGUUUGACGAAGAUAUAAAACAGAAGCCAGUAAAUAAAGAAACACUUAUCGCAAAUUUAAGCGAUUACAUUUCCGACGAUAUAGUGAAUGUAAUCGACAAACUAUCACCCGUCCUUAAUUUGAAAAAUGUUAAUGAAUCAAUACAGACAGCCCAUCACUUAUAUAAUAUUCUAUCUUUAGAUGAAUCAGAUACCUUUAAUUUUACGACCUCGCAAUUAAAAUUUGCUUUAUUGUUGGAUAAUGCUGUGUCAUCGCUAUACGAGUUCGCAAAUCAAGAAACUGAAGAAUAUAAUGUAUUACUCGAAAAUUGUGAAUUAAAAAAAGCUAAUAAUGUUAUGAAGGAAUUGCAAAAUAAUCUUCACGCCUUAAUUGAGUCAACAUUGACCCAAACCGAUUUAGAAAUUUUGGAUAUGGAUGAUUUUAAAGUUUCAAUAACUAAGGACCCUCUUAGCUAUAGAUUACUUAUUUGCGAUAACUUUUCGGAUGCCAAAUACUCAAAGGAAUCAAUGGAAGAUAAUAAAGAAAGUAUUUUAUACACUAAAGAUAUUGAAAUUGCUGUUCCUUCACCAAUACAAACGACUGACGAAUUAAUUAUUCAAGAUAUUCAAGCUGAAGUAAAUAUUAAAACAAUUAAAGAUACGACUUUAAUAAGUGAAAAAAAUGUAGAAGUUACAUUACCAAACUUAAAGGAAGACUUACAACUAAAGAAAGGUGACAUUGAUUCAAUAAUAAAGCUGGAUAAACUUUUGAAAGAAGUAAGCGAUAUGAUAGAUCUAUCAUGUGAUGAUAAUGUAGAGCCAAUUCAUAAUUCUCUCGAUGAAGUACAAACAAUUAUAAUGGAGUUGAAAAGUGAUUUUGGUGGAACUAUAGGUGACGUCAAUGAGACUCUUGAAGAUUUAGAGUGUAAUGUAAGAAGUGUUCAACUUCAGAUUAAUGAACAUAGUCCACCUGUGCUUUUAAAGGAAGCUUGUGCAAAUUUGCAAGUGCUUGUUGCACAUUUAAGUGAUUUAAAUGAUGUCGAAAAAGUUUUAAGACCCCACACGUAUGAAAUUACAAAUGAUAUACUCGAUGUAUGCUCAAACGAUAUUGGUCAAACAAUAGAUAUAAUAGAAACAGUUUCAUGUUCAGAAAAAACAGAAAAAUUAGAACAUGUUAUUUCUAAUUUAAAUAAAAUUAAGGACACAAUAAAGUUACUGAGGUCAAAUUUCUUAACUAAUGCAGAAACUUUAAUUAUGGGUGGAAUUGAGAUUAUUCAAAGCUUAGAUCAAAUCGAAGAAAGAAUUUUUUGUUUAGAAAAGGAUUUAGAAUCUGAAAAUAAUGUUGACGUUAUAACCAGAGACAGUAUAUUAUCUGCCAUACAUUCUAUUUAUGGAAGCAUCUCAAACAUGAGAGGAACUGUUUCUAGUGUGCAAAAGAAAUAUAUGUAUGAAAAUUACGGAGAACCAUCAAGAUAUUUUUUGCUAUCGAUAAAAAAUGUUCUGCUCUUAUUAAAAAAUAACGAAAGAUCUAGUUGGAAGGAAUUUGCAAAAUCACUGCGUAAAGUUCUAAAUCAUUUUGAAGAUGUAAAAUUUUACAUAAACUUUGAUAAAACAGCAAGGUUGCCUAGCGAUGCAGCUUUUACUAAAAUUAUUCUUGCCGAAUUGCAUUCUGUUCUAUCUGAAAUUGUUUUGCAAGAAGCAAAAAAAUUGGAUGAGGAGCUAACCAAACAUACUUGUGAUGUCAUAAAUUAUGUAAAUAAAAUAUUAAAGGAAAUAGAACAAAAUACGACAUUAGAAGUAAAAGAGAAAAUACCUAUUUUUAAAGAAUUGUCUAAGCACAUGUUUGAAUUGACAGAAAAAUUUAAACUUUUUAUUGAAAAUGAAAUCACAAGUAACCGAAACAAUGUAGUGGACUAUAAUACCGACGUAACAUCUUUAUCAGAAUCAACAACAGUACAAGAAGAAAAUAUACCUGAAAAAGUAAUAGAAAAAGUUGUAUUAGAAACUGACAAUACACAGAAUUCUUUAAAUAUUGAGAUCGCAGGUACAUCAACUGAUUUAUUAAGUAAAAAGGACGAUAAAGUGAUAGAAGAAAUAUUAGUGACUACAGUAGGUACAGAAAAAGACGCAUCUUUAAAAGAAGAAAACAUUGAAAGUGAUAAGUUAAUUCAGGAAAUUAAGGAGGCUACUAAUAUAAAAGACCAAAUUGAAAAUAAGAAGUCACAACCUGAGGAUAUAGAAAACAUAAUAUUAAAAUUAGAAUCAGAAGAAGAAACAAAAGAAGAGAUUAAAAACAUAGAUAUUAUUUCGGCACAAGAACACACUGACAAUUACAAAAUUAAUAAAAAUGAGCAACUUACAAUAAUUGAUAAUACAAAUGAUGAGAAAAAAGAAGAGAUAGAGACCAGUAAAGAUGCUGUUAAGAUAGAAAAAGGAACAGAAGUCACGGAAUAUGAUUACAAUCAAGAAAUUGACAAAAAUGAACACUUACAAAUGGAAAAAAAUGUUGAGGAUAUAGAUAAAAUAUCUAGAACGACAGAAAUUGUUGAAGAUGUUUUUAAUCAAGACAAUAUUGCAAUGAUUGACAGCAAUAGUAAAGAGGACGUAGCAAUUAUGGAGUCUCAAAAGGAGAAUAUUGAAAAUAAAGGCAAAAUUGAAGGAAAUGAAUCGGAAAUCGUGCAAUACAAUUUACUAGAAAAAGACGAAAAACAUGCCAUAUCUAACGUAAUGGAAGGAGGCGAAAUAGCAAAAUUGAUGGAGAUAAACAACGAAAACAAUAAGCCCGAUGAUGCUUCUCUAUUUAUAAAAUAUUCUAUAGUGGAAAAUGAGGAACUAAUGGAAUCCAUAACAAAUAAGAUUGAAGAAGUAGUAAAUUCUAAUGUGAUAAUUGAGGAAAUUCAAGAAAAUAUAAAUAUUACUACAGACAAACCGAUAUCCGUAAAUAUCAGUGAUAAAAGUAAUGAAGGGCUUGCUAUUGACAUUAAUUUCAAAGAAAAAGGAAUGCUCGUGGAUGAACAACUUCCGGAAAAUAAAAUUGAACAAGACAAUGCAAUAAGUGUAACAUUAAAAGAAGAAGUAAUAAAAGAUGACAUAAAAUUGGAAAAAACAUCAGGAGAAGGAAAUGGUGAUAUAGAUCAAUUAAAACGAAAUUCUAUAAUUGAAAACAAAUUACUCGAGGAACAAAAAUCGAAAACUGACGAUUCAAUUGGAAAAGAUAUGAAAAAUGAUAGUAGUAUGGAUUUGCCAACAGUGACAAAGCCACAAUCUAUUUUGGAUCACAAUAAAAAUAGCACUUCAGAAGGAGAAUUUCAAGAAAAAACACUUCAUGAAAUCUAUAAGGAUCACAAGGAAACUUUAAUUCAAGCGGAAAAAAUAUCCCCUGAAAAUGACGAAACAAUGGAAAACAUUACAAUUCAUGAAAGUAUACUUAAAGAUAUUGACUCUAACAAAAACACUACCCUGAACGAAAUAAUCGAUAUAGUUGACAGUGAAAAUAAUAUUCAAAAAAAUGUUCUAAAAAAAGAAAAUGUAGUAGAAAAACUUCAAGAGGGAGAAUUAGAAUUACAAAAACACGUAGAAGACAAACAAAGAUUGUCUAACACAGAUGACGUCAUAGACAACAAAAAUAUUAUGGAUAUCCCAGUCCCAACCAAUAUUGAAGAGCAACCCAAUUUAAUAAAAGACGAUUUUAAAACUGACCGAAUAGAAAAAGAUGAUGGAAUUGAUAAAAUAGAAGAAAAAAAAUUAAAAACUAAAAGUUUUCAUGUUGAAAAUGAUGAAGAAAUAACUAAAUUAAUAGUUGGUCAAUUUGAUGAAGAAGAAUCCAUAAUUAAAACUGAAGAAAAACAAGAAAAUAAAAACAAGGAGGGAAUAAUUGAAAAAGACUUUGAAACGGAAAAUAAAAAUUUAAGUCUAAUUGAAGAAAAAUCUAAAGAUUCUCAAAAGCCAAAGGAGGAACAAAUUUCUAUUGAUAAAGAUUUAAAGGAUGAUACUGAAGAAAAAAUUAUGGAAAUAAAAGAAAAGAUUAAAAUAGAAACAAUGACUAGUCUCGAAGUAGUUGACCAAGUAACCUCCCCGCUUAAUAUUUCUUUAGAAAUUAAAGAAAAUGUAGAUAUUAAAAUAGUAGAAAAUUCUUUAAAUGAAAUUAUAAUAAAAGAAAACAUCCUUCAAAUUGCACCUACUAAAGAAGAUGAAAAACUAAAAGAAACAGGACGUGAAGUGGACUCAAAUUUAAGUUGCUUAAACGAUGAAAUUUGUGAUGAAAAGUUAGAAACUGCUAGUCAAGGUGAGAAACAUUUACUAAAUAUUGAAAGUACAUCAGACAUCGAAAAUGUAAGCGAUGGCGUUACUAGUAUAAGUAAAGCCAACUGUGAAUUAUUAUCAGAAAUUUAUCCAGAGAGUAAAGAAAAUAUUUAUUCAAAAUCACAAGUUGAUAACCAAAAUAGUGAUUUGAAUGAUAAAUAUCAGCAAGCAUUACAAAUUCAACAAACAAUAGAUAAUGAACAGGGAACAACAAUAAAUGCAAGUAAAGUGGUAGAUAUUCAUAAAAAACUAGAGAUUGAAUUUAUCUCGAAGACAGAGACGCCUAUGACUGAACAUAUAGAGACUGAAAUAGAUGUCUUAAAGGAUACUGAUAAGCAAAUCGAUCAACAUUUUAAGGAAAACUUAGAUCAAGGAAAAGAUGAUGUCAGUAAAAUAGAAUCGCACAUAAAAAAUGAAGUACUAGAGAAAGACGAAAAAAGUAACACAGUUGUCGAAGUUACAAGCGUAAGCAAUAAAAUAGAAACAUCAGAAAAUGAAAAAGAAACCAAAUUGAUCGAGCAACAAUCGCCAAAACACAACGAAGAAAACUUUGAUACAAAUAAAGAAAGUGUAAAAUAUAAAUCUAAAAAAGAACAAAGUCCUGAAAUUAAAUCAAACGAAAAAGAUAUCACAUCGAAAGAAAAGGAAACGUUUAAAUUUAUAUCAAAUCAAUUACAAGAAGAAACGAGUAUAGAACAAAGCGAGUUAGCAAAACAAAAACAUAAAGAAUCUAAAGAUCAAACUCAAGUAGAAACCGUAACGAAAGAAGAAGAAGAAAUUAAAACAGAAAAGAGAAAAGAAUCUUCAAAUAAACAAUCUAAAGAAAAAAGAAGAUCGAAAAAGUCACGUGAAACUCUAAAACAAACAGCUGUAAAUAAUGAAGUAAAACCCCAAGAGGCAGAAAGUAAAGAGUUGGAUAAGGGACAAGUAAAUAUAAUAGAAAAACCUGACGAAGGCCCUAAGCUACAAGAUAUUCCACCCGAGGGUACUAAAAAUAAAGUCGACAAAAAUGAAGAACAACCAGAAAAGGAAAAGCAGGAUUACGAAGAAAAUAAAUCAAUACAAAAAGGAACCGAAGCUAAAGAUGUAAAAGUAGACAAAAUUAAACCUGAGAAAAUGAUUGUUCAAGAGAAGAAAGGUGAUAAAAUCCUCACUGGGGAAAAGAACAAAAUAAAAGACAAUUCGCAAGUUCCGGAUACUUCAGAGCAAAAAGAUAAAGGAAUUAUCUCCAAGUUGGAUAACAAAUCUAUAUUCGAAGAAAAAGAAAAUAAAGAUAAAGAUAACUUUGAAAUCGAUGAUGAUUCCAGAAAACUAGAAAAUAAUAUUUUAUCAAAUAAUCAAAAGCAGAGUACAGAGAAGAGUUUUAAAUCAACCCUAGUUAAAGAUGAUCAUCAAGAAGUCGAAAAUAGAAAAGUAUAUCCAGUAAUCAAGGAGCAUUCUUUAACGGAUUAUGAGUCAGAAUUCUCUAGACCACCAGGAUAUAUAGCAAAACCGUUCGGUAUAGAAGAAACAACAUCGCAAAUAGAAAUAAAUACAAAAGGCCAAACUAUUUACAAAGCACAAACUCUACUUGGUGAGUCACAAUUAAGAUCGUCAAUUCUUCCACAUAUGGAACAAAAUUUAAAUCAUGAAAGGCAAUCUCAAAUUAAAGACAGAACAAAAGCUUUAAGCGAAUGCAGGAGUACCUUAUCAGAAAAACGUACUAGUUCUGGUCGAGAUAAUAGACGAAAACCAGUUUUCUCAACAUUCUUAACAGACCGUACAGCAGUAGAAGGAUCACGAGUUAAACUUACUUGCAGUAUUUUAUCACCAACUGAUCCUAAAAUUACCUGGUACAAAAAUGGAAAAGAACUAGACAAUAAACAUAAAUUUAGAAGUAAAUUUGUGGAAGGUUUGAUUACUUUGGAAAUCCUCAAUGCGAUUCCAAGUGAUUCAGGGGAGUACAGUUGCAGUAUUGAAAAUGAAAACGGAUCUAUAACUUCAUCUGCUAAUCUAAAAGUAUAUCCCAGCUUUGAAGCAUCUCCAAUACCACCAACCUUUACUCGGUCUAUACGUGAUAAUUAUCAUUUAGCUGAAAAUGAAUUAAUACUAGAAUGCCGAAUCCGUGGACAGCCUCUUCCAACUAUAACAUGGCUCAAAGAUGAUAAGCCUAUUGCUUUGAGCGAUCGUUAUCAGGCACAUUAUUUAGCCGAUGGUGUUUGUAGAUUAACAAUUAGUUCUCCAAAUGCUGAGGAUUCUGGAAAAUAUACUUGUAAAGCUGAAAAUUCUAUGUGGUCUGAUCAAAUUUCCCAUGAUGUUUAUUUUACAGGUAGGAAAAGUAGCUUAAGUCCAAAUCUUGCAACAGUUGAAAAAGUGCAAUUGAGUCGACAUGUGGUAGAAUCACGCCGUCCUCAUUUUACAAACGUUUUAUCGGAUCACAAAGUAGUUUCUGGGGGCACAAUAGGUUUACAAGUAGAGAUAAGAGGAUCACCUAUUAGAGUAGAAUGGUUAAGAGAAGGACAUUCCAUAACAGAAUUGUACAGAAAUGCACAGACAUACGUUGAUCACGGAAUAUACACUCUGGCUCUUUCUGACGUAACAGAGCAAGAAUCCGGUUUGUAUACAUGUAGAGCAUAUAGCACGCAAGGAAAUGUUGAUAUGAACGCCUCUAUAACUGUUGUACAACCUAAUCAGUAUGAUGGUAAACCCGCAUCAAUUGUUAGUCGGCCAGAAAGAGAUGUACUCAUUUCUGUUGGUGAAGAUUUGAAUAUUUCAUUUAGAGUUCAUGGAGAACCUAAAGCUAAAGUUUUCUUUAUGAAGGGAAUACGUGAUAUAACAAAUAGUCAACGUGUUUGUAAGAUGACGUCAGAUGAUUAUGUUAAGUUUACCUUAAAGAGAACUGUUGUAUCUGAUGCUGGUACAUAUUGUAUCUUCGCGAGAAAUGCGUAUGGGUGUGAUCGAGCUUUCGUUACGGUUGUGAUCAGACAACGAGCUUCCUCUGACAGCCUUAUUUCCGAUUGGACUUAUCCUAUGGACGAUCUAGCUAUUUCAUCGGUUGAUCGAAACUAUAAAUCUGUUCCAGAUAGAAUUCCUAGUGAACCUAGUGCUGUUGAUGGUGGAAAUAAUUGGAUAUCCCUUGCUUGGCCCAAACCUGAUCAACAAUCAAGAGCUCCAAUUCUGGCUUAUAAAGUAGAAAGUUGGCUUCUUGGAAAAGAAGGCGGAGCUCGUUGGGUAGAAUUGGGAAUCACCCCACGAAACUCUUUCGAUGCUUUUAACUUAAAACAAGGUGAAGAGUACCAUUUUAGAGUCUCACCAAGAAAUCGUUAUGGUUGGGGUGAAUCAGUACAAACGUCUGUACCUAUUGGAAUUGGUUUAGCAGGAGAUAGACCAGAGUUUGUUGAUAUUCUACCUGGUCAACUGAAGGUACUUGUUGGCGAGACAGCAACUCUGUUUUGUAGCUUCAAAGGCAAACCAAUUCCUGAAAUAGUAUGGAUGAAAAAUGGCCAUGAAAUUGAAGAAGAAGUGGGCAGGGUAAGUAUAGAAAUAAAUGAUUACAGUUCUUCUUUACGAAUUGAGAAAGUAAAAUCAGAGGAUGAAGGAAGAUAUAGCUGUGAAGCAACAAACAUUCAUGGCCGGUCGUCUACUUAUUCAAGAAUGGCAGUAAUUACAGAUCGACAAAUAUGGCAAGCUGAUGCUAAGCUUAAAAGAGAAAGAUCAGCGGGGGUUGACGGAGAAUAUCCGCCACAAUUUACCAUGCGCUUGAGAGAUAGACGCGUACAAGCUACAUACCCAGUUCGUCUUACAUGUCAAGUUGUUGGGAAUCCAACCCCAACAGUAAAAUGGUUUAAAAAUGAGGAAGAAGUGUUCUUUGAUGGUCGUCACACUGCAUCUCAAGAUGAAUAUUUCUAUACAUUGGAGAUUGCUCCUACAACAUUAGAAGAUGGUGGGGUCUAUGAGGCGAUGGCACGGAAUGGCUGUGGUGCGGUCAGUUGUCGCUGUAGCCUUGUAGUUGACAAGGGCAUCAGAGCAUACAUCGCUCCGGAAUUUUGUUGUGGUCUUGAACCACUAUAUCAUUUAAGUGAAGGGGAUGAGCUACGAAUUUCAGCAAUUGUCGAGGCUUAUCCUUCAGUUGGUGUGACUUGGUACCGCGAUGGAGUUAGAUUACGGCCUAGUCGGCGAGCAGUUAUGACUUUAGAUCGAGAUGGCCAAAUUGAAUUAGCAGUUGCUUCUGUAACUGGUCGUGAUGCUGGCGUGUACACAUGUACUGCCUCCAACGAAGUAGGAACGGCUUCUACUUCUGGUAAGGUAGAGAUUGUAUCUGGAGAUCACGUGAUAGAAAAAACUACAAUGCCACCAAUAGUAGUUACUUCAGAUGCGCCCUAUUCAAAAGAGCCUAUGUUUAUAAGGAAGCCCAGAUCUAGUGAAGCUCGAGAAGGUGAUACAGUAAUUAUUGAAUGUGAAGUCAUUGGUGACCCUAAGCCUGAUGUUUAUUGGUUAAGAGAUUUCUUAAAGCCUGACUACUACCGAGAUUCGAGUCACUUCAAGCGCGUGGGCGCUGGACCCGCUUAUCGCUUUGAAAUUCCUCAUGCGAAACUUGACUAUACCGGCGCAUACUCAAUAGUCGCUAAGAAUAUACACGGUGAAACGAAGGCUAUCAUAUCACUACAGAUAUUAGCUAAAGAUCUCACAUGUGGUGACGAUGUUCAUAAUAUUAGAUACGGACGUGUAGAUGUGAUCCCACGUUUCGACAAGGAACUUACAGAUUUGCUGUGUUACGACGGUGAUGCAAUUGAGUUCGAAUGUAGUGUAAGCGGAAAUCCCGAUCCAGAUAUUAGAUGGUUACACUACAACGAGAUUGUCCCAGACUGUGUGGACUUCGAAUCUUCAUAUGAAAUAGGCAUAGCAAGAUUGAAAAUUAAACAGGUGACUGCUGAAGACGAAGGCACGUACACCUGCGAAGCUUCCAACAGUUUAGGCAAAGCCUCUUCAAGCGCCUGUCUCGUCGUUUAUCCUCCCGGUGAACCCAACACACUGAGCCAGCGUCUGCGGCGGCCGCCCGCACUUCUCUCCGCCGCUUCAACGCCGCGCUCUACUCCGCGCACAACUCCCGCUCGCUCGCUCUCUCGAACGCCUGGUCCAGACCCAAGACGGUUUUGCAGUCCCUCUCGUGAAAUAGCUCCAAAAUUCUACACUUACCCCUAUAACAGAGUCGCUGAAGAAGGUGAUACAAUAGUAUUUCAAUGUGCCGUAAAAGGUCUUCCGCCACCGUGGGCCACGUGGGACAAAGAUGGUAUCAUUAUAACACCAUCUGCAAGAAUUAGUAUUAAGGAAAAAGAUGAAAUGCUUAGAAUUUUAGAAAUUGAACAAGUUACCAUAGAAGAUGUAGGUCUGUACAGAAUAUCAUUGGAAAAUGAAUAUGGAAGAGCAGAAGCUUCAGCGCGACUUGAAGUUAUUACACAAAAAGGAAAAUUUUAUGGUAGUACAAGAUCUUAUAGCGUUUCUCCAAGAAAAACCUUACCGUAUAGAAGACGUACGCCUUCUUUUUCCAAACAAGACUGAUACAACAAUAAAUACAAAUCAAAACCUGAUUAAUUUCAAACUAUAAUCGAGAGAGCAGAGACGUUGACAAUACUUUUUUAAAUGGCAAUAAUAAGUAUGGAAGGCGACGACGAGCUUGAGAACAAUGUUUCAUUUUGUUUUCUUUGAUUAACUUAUUUUGCAUUUUAUUUGUAGGAUGGUUUAGAUGAUAUUUUAUUGUUUCAUAAAUAUGUAAUUGUGUCAAAGUUGUUACAAAAUUAUUUACGAGUGUCGCAGAACAAAUACUACACUAAAUUUUGUUAAAAUGUAUCUAGAUUUCAUUUGCGUACAGCUUGCGAUUUGAUGUUAAAAAUAUUAAGCUUCUUAAAAAUAAAAUUUGUUCUACGAUUUAAAUUGUCCACGUACCGGUACAGGAAACAGACGUAGGAUAAAUGUUGGACCAAUAUCUCACGUUCUUUAAUUCGAACGUGAUCUGUAUUGGUUAAAUGGAAGAUAAUCUGUUUUCGUGAAUGGCUUUUAUUGUUUUUUUGUGAUAGGUUUAGAUAAACUGGUACGUGAGCGAUGCUUAAUUAUAUAUUUACUCUCUAAUGUAGUGUUUGAAGUAUAGAAGAAUCGUUUUAAUAAAAUUUGUAUAUUUAUACUUACGCUGUUUGUUAAAUGUUUUAGAUAGUUGCAAAUCAAUAGAGCACCCGGGGAUUUAUAAAAUAAAUUGUAUUAUGAUUA
This is a messenger RNA of Vanessa tameamea, 19542 nucleotides long. RefSeq names its product muscle M-line assembly protein unc-89-like. Gene Ontology annotation, cellular component: plasma membrane; axon; neuronal cell body. Gene Ontology annotation, molecular function: axon guidance receptor activity; protein binding. Bases 52 to 18840 code for a protein of 6262 amino acids. The transcript has 30 exons. Lineage: Eukaryota; Metazoa; Arthropoda; Insecta; Lepidoptera; Nymphalidae. Gene Ontology annotation, biological process: synapse organization; homophilic cell-cell adhesion. The record is from RefSeq and is a predicted model, not a curated record.